AAGCGGUUCACCUAGAACUAUUGAAGGAUCUCACUUCUAACUCAUUUAUCCUCUGUCUCAGCAGAUUUGUUGGGCGGCGCGGCCCGCUCGAUCGACUCUACUGCGACAAUGCAACCAAUUUUGUUGGUUCCUCACGGCUGCUUCAGGAGAUGGCCUCCGAUGUCCGCAGCACACUGGGAACGUACGGCGUCCAUCACCAGGUUGAGUUCGUCUUCAUUCCGCCCCGGUCGCCUCAUUUCGGGGGCCUAUGGGAGGCCGCCGUCAAGUCCGCCAAACACCUCUUUUUGAGGGCCGUCGGAAACGCCUUGCUGAAGGAGGACGAAGUCCAGACGAUCCUGGUUGAAGUGGAAGCAGUGCUUAACUCGCGUCCGCUAAUAGCUGACAGCAGCAACCCUAACGACGGAGAGGCUAUUACUCCAGCCCACUUUCUGGUAGGCACCACGCUCGCUGCUCUACCCCCAGGAUCGGCACCUCCUCAUCCGGACGACGACCUAACUCAUCUACAACGCUGGCAGCUUAUAUCAGCCAUCAAGCGACGGUUUUAGCGAGACUGGACCCGUGACUACAUAGCUGGGCUGCAGCAAAGGGUUAAGUGGACAAAGGAAUCGGCCAACCUUCUACCAGGAACCAUCGUCGUCAUCAAAGAGGACAAUUUACCGCCCCAGAAGUGGCUGCUCGGCAGAGUCACCGAAGUAACGCACGGAUCGGAUGGCAAGGUGCGCGUUGCUCUAGUAUAAACCAAGCAAGGCGUAUACAAACGCUCAGUACAUCAUCUGGCACCUCUUCCCAUUAAUUGAAGGCCUACAGCGCUUCAACGCGGGCGAUGUUUGGUCAUCUCACUGUUUGUUUUGUUUUCUAUGGUCGUUGCGAUGCCGACUAUCGAAAGCUGCGAGCAGGGGCGUAGCACAGCUGAUAAUCGCUAAUAAAUUACCCCCUACAAGUCGGCAAGCAACGAUCAUACAACAAAAUACUAGAUUAAAAAACUACUAGAUUACCAUAAAAUACUAACUCUAGAUACCAAUGUAAUAGGGAAGAUCUGAAACGAGCGAGUUGGUAACAUUGUUGAAUAGAAAAAGCUCUUGAAAUAAACGCACAAUUUACAUA
Drosophila suzukii is the source of this 1104-nucleotide messenger RNA. Lineage: Eukaryota; Metazoa; Arthropoda; Insecta; Diptera; Drosophilidae. The record is from RefSeq and is a predicted model, not a curated record.